AUGGCCGCUAAUGGAGACGAUGUUGCCUACGAUGAGGCGUUUCUCAACGAAAGUCGACAGAAUGAGGUUUAUGCAACUCAUAUUUCGUUUUUUAUCUUGAUGAUAAUAAUUGUGCCUUGUCGGUUCUUUUCGUCGAGAAUAUCCAAGAAAACAUUGUCUUGGGACGACUGGCUUGCAUAUUUCGCUGCGUUUAACACCGUGGGAGUCUUCAUCACGAGCAUGCUUUGGCUUCGGUUUGGCCUAGGGAGGCAUCUUGCUUGGGUGAUGCAAGAUGACCCAAACAACAUCCAAAACUUUUUCAAGGCUAUCAUCGCGAACGAGAUCAUGUACACAACGGCUUUGGCCUGUGCAAGACUGUCACUGUAUGUUCCUUCAAUUCGCACUUGUUGGCCUAUUUCCAGCUUCUGGGAUGGCACGAACCAGAAUUGCAUCGACCUUUCGAAAUUCUACGUCGGAGUCGCGAUUGGUGGUAUCAUCAGUGACUUUGGUCUAAUGAUCAUUCCUCUCCCGUACAUUUGGACACUCAGGGUACCUUUGUACCACAAGAUCUUGAUUGCAAUCAUGCUAGUCUUUGGCAGUUUUGCUUGCUUUAUCACCAUCAUUCGCCUCACCAAAGUCAUCACAGUAGAUCUGACAGAUCCAACCUGGGGUACUGUUGAUCUGAUGAUCUGGACCGGUCUUGAAGUCUAUAGUGCUGUCAUAUGUUGCUGCCUCCCAACACUGCGUCCGCUGAUUAGAUUUGUUUGGAACAAGCUCGGCUUGAAACAAUUGAGUUCAACUGGAAACAGCGAUCCAUCAAAGCCGACUUCCAAUGGAGCAGGUACUUGGAGAAAUAAAUCUCGUCAAACUUCAAGACAUUUAACAGACAGAGUCCUCCCAUCGAAUGCGGAUGAGGUUGAGCUGACGAAGCAUGCGUACUAUGAGCUGCAUUCUGAUAACGCUCGUGGGCAGUCUCGAGAUUCAAUUGCUAUACCUCAAUGA
Fusarium poae is the source of this 981-nucleotide messenger RNA. RefSeq lists its product as uncharacterized. NCBI's taxonomy places the organism in Eukaryota, Fungi, Ascomycota, Sordariomycetes, Hypocreales, Nectriaceae. The transcript is spliced from 5 exons. The coding region runs from base 1 to 981 and encodes 326 amino acids. The record is from RefSeq and is a predicted model, not a curated record.